This is a messenger RNA of Arabidopsis arenosa, 3288 nucleotides long. The record is from the annotation of a GenBank genome assembly. NCBI's taxonomy places the organism in Eukaryota, Viridiplantae, Streptophyta, Magnoliopsida, Brassicales, Brassicaceae.
ACAAUAAAUCUACUAGCGCCACCAUAUUUUUUUGUUGCCCGACUAAACGGCGUUCGAGAAAAAAUUAAUCUAAUCUUGAGACAAAGUAUCGGUGCUUUACUCCGAAAGGCUGAUUAGCUCAGAGGAGGUUGUGCGAUGGAUUCCGCUAUUGAUAUCAGUUCAGAUAGUGAUGUAGAGAUACAAGAAACUAGAACCAGGCCUCAACUUCCACCACGGAAAGCUGAAGGAUCUCGAAGAAGGGACCCCUUUACGCUGAGACCGCAAUUUUUUAGUGGGAGGUCUUCUGCUGCAAAUGGCCACACGGAAACAGGACUUACAAAUCCCGCUUCACGUAAUGAUUUUGAAGCCAAGCCACUACCACGGGCAGAACACCGUACACAUUUUGCGGGAAAUGGGACUAUAGGAACUUCCAGAAUUCCCAAUAUUUCUGUUGGAGAUUAUGAGAAAUUUUCAUCUCAACAAGCUCUUAAAAGGACACACUCAACAGCCUUUAGUCGACCUCCUUUUCCUCCUAGACCUGAUAUUGGUACAAGUAAUGGGAAUGCGAGUCACUUUCGUGGGGAUUAUAGUAGUUCAGCUGUGUCGGCUGCAGGGAACAAGAGUAGCAUUGGUGAUCGUUAUGGUAGAGCACAUGAUGAGAUAGGCACGGGGCGUGUGACUAAUGGCACUCGGAUCCUACCUCCAUCUGUGGGGCAUGGAACAUCUGCGUCUCCUUCACAUUUUAAUGGUUUAAGUGAUCCAAUGCACAGGAAUGGCAUAGGUGAAGAAAGGCAUUCGGAAAAUGACGAGAGGCUGAUCUAUCAGGCUGCACUACAGGAACUGAAUCAACCCAAGUCCGAGGUCGAUUUACCUGCCGGUCUGCUUUCUGUUCCCCUUAUGAAGCAUCAGAAAAUUGCAUUGGCAUGGAUGUUUCAGAAGGAAACUAAUAGUUUGCACUGUAUGGGAGGGAUAUUAGCUGAUGAUCAGGGCCUUGGUAAGACAGUCUCGACUAUUGCUCUUAUCCUAAAGCAAAUGCACGAGGCAAAAUUAAAGUCCAAGAAUUCAGGCAAUCAAGAGGCUGAAGCAUUGGAUCUGGAUGCUGAUGAUGAGUCAGAAAAUGCAUUUGAGAAACCAGAGUCUAAGGUUUCAAAUGGUAGUGGGGUGAAUGGUAGUUCAGGCAUAAAGAAAGCCAAGGGAGAAGAAGCGAGUACUUCAACACGCAAAUUCAACAGGAAGCGACCAGCUGCUGGCACUUUAAUUGUUUGUCCAGCAAGUGUUGUGCGGCAGUGGGCAAGAGAACUUGAUGAGAAAGUUACUGAUGAAGCCAAACUUUCUGUUUUAAUAUACCACGGCGGUAACAGGACCAAAGAUCCUAUUGAACUAGCAAAAUAUGAUGUGGUAAUGACAACUUACGCUAUUGUUUCAAAUGAAGUUCCAAAGCAACCCUUGGUGGAUGACGAUGAGAAUGAUGAAAAAAAUUCUGAAAAAUACGGUCUCGCUUCUGGCUUCUCCAUCAAUAAGAAACGGAAAAAUGUAGUGGGUACUACUAAGAAAAGUAAGAAAAAAGGUAAGAAUAAUGCUGACGAUUCUUCGUCUGACCCUGACUCUGGUACUCUAGCAAAAGUUGGGUGGUUCAGAGUUGUACUAGAUGAAGCUCAAACAAUUAAGAAUCAUAGAACCCAGGUGGCAAGAGCAUGUUGCGGUCUUCGAGCCAAAAGGAGAUGGUGUUUGUCUGGAACACCGAUACAAAAUACAAUAGAUGAUUUAUACAGCUAUUUCAGGUUUCUGAAAUAUGAUCCAUACGCUGUGUACAAGUCAUUCUGCCACCAAAUUAAGGGUCCAAUUUCCAGAAAUUCCCUUCAUGGUUACAAGAAGCUUCAAGCUGUUCUAAGGGCUAUAAUGCUGCGCCGUACGAAAGGAACAUUGCUUGAUGGCCAGCCUAUAAUUAAUCUACCACCAAAGACAAUUAAUUUGAGCAAGGUGGACUUUUCGGUAGAGGAGCGGUCUUUCUACAUGAAGCUUGAAUCUGAUUCACGUUCUCAGUUUAAGGCAUAUGCUGCUGCAGGAACUUUGAAUCAAAACUAUGCAAACAUUCUUCUCAUGCUUUUGCGACUACGCCAAGCUUGUGACCACCCCCAACUUGUUAAAAGAUAUAACUCAGAUUCUGUCGGAAAAGUAUCAGAAGAAGCUGUUAAAAGGCUCCCUAAAGAGGCUCGAGUUAGCCUUCUCAGUCGCUUAGAAUCGUCUCCCAUCUGUUGUGUUUGCCAUGAUCCACCAGAAGACCCUGUUGUUACUUUGUGUGGCCAUAUAUUCUGCUAUCAGUGUGUAUCAGAUUAUAUCACAGGGGAUGAGGACACGUGCCCUGUGCCUAGAUGCAGAGAACAGCUUGCGCAUGAUGUUGUUUUCUCUAAAUCCACCCUUAGAAGUUGCAUUGCUGAUGAUUUGGGUUGUAGUUCUUCACAGGAUACAGGGCAUGACAAAGCAGUCUUUCAGAACAGCGAGUUUAGUUCAUCAAAGAUCAAAGCUGUCUUAGAUAUUCUGCAGUCGCUUUGUAACCAAGGCAGUCCAAACUCAACACAGAAUGGUCAAAUGGCUUCUUCCUCACAGCAGCCGUAUGAUGAUGAUGAUGAUGAUGUCACCAUUGUCGAGAAACCGAGUCUGCAGUCAACUCCUUCUAACCAAGGACCAAUAAAAACGAUUAUAUUUUCCCAGUGGACUGGUAUGCUUGACUUGGUCGAGCUAUCUCUAAUUGAAAAUAGUAUAGAAUUCAGAAGAUUAGAUGGUACAAUGAGUCUAAUUGCCAGAGACAGAGCAGUGAAAGAAUUCAGCAACGAUCCAGAUGUAAAAGUGAUGAUAAUGUCUUUAAAAGCUGGAAAUCUUGGGCUGAAUAUGAUUGCUGCAUGUCAUGUCAUUCUUCUUGAUCUUUGGUGGAAUCCAACUACUGAAGAUCAAGCUAUUGAUCGAGCACAUCGUAUUGGACAAACUCGACCAGUUACUGUAACUCGUAUUACGAUAAAAGAUACUGUCGAGGAUAGAAUUUUGUCUCUCCAGGAAGAGAAAAGAAAAAUGGUUGCGUCUGCCUUUGGUGAAGAUCAUGGUGGAAGCUCUGCAACUCGAUUAACCGUUGAUGAUCUCAAAUAUCUAUUCAUGGUGUAGACAACUCAUGGUAGAUGUUCUUAAAUCUACGGUUGGCGAAGUUUCGCUUCUUCCAGAAUUUUGAUCAUGAAGAGUUGUUGAGCUGCAUUUUUGUGUUCUUCAGGUUCACAGAUUUGAAAUGAGGAAAUAUGUAAAUAACAUGUGUUGCCAUAG